CUUCUUUAUCAAGCAAGCAACCAAUUAAUCAAACUAAACUGGUGUUUGUUUAACAAAUAUUUUAUAUAUAAAUUCAACAACAGUCAACAACUACAACUUGCUUGGUUUCUCUUAAUUUCAAGAUUCAUUCUUGGUUAACUUGUGAUAACACACAUGAAAACCAAAACCGUUUGUCGUGUACAAAGUCGAUGAAUUUAUGGAUAAGAAGGAGCAUAUUGCGAUAUUUACCACCGCGAGCCUUCCAUGGAUGACCGGGACUGCUGUUAAUCCGUUAUUCCGUGCAGCUUAUCUCGCCAAAGAUGGACACCGAAAGGUUACUUUGGUCAUUCCAUGGCUAUCAAAGACCGAUCAAGAACAUGUAUACCCCGACAACAUAACAUUUGAUUCACCCAAGGAGCAAGAAAAAUAUGUCCGCGAGUGGAUUGAGAAAAGGACUGAGCUUUUGUGUACUUUUAAUAUAUGCUUUUAUCCGGCCAAGUUUUCAAGAAGUAAAAGAAGCAUUCUUGCUCUUGGGGAUAUAACAGAGUGCAUAUCGGAUGAAGAAUCAGAUAUUGCCGUCCUUGAGGAACCCGAGCAUCUUACAUGGUACCAUCAUGGCAAAAGAUGGAAGAUUAAGUUCCGAUAUGUUAUAGGAAUUGUUCACACAAACUAUUUGGAGUACGUGAAAAGAGAAAAAUAUGGACGUGCCUAUGCAUUUCUGCUCAAAUACAUGAAUAAUUGGGUGGUUGAUAUAUAUUGUCACAAGGCAAUACGGUUAUCAGGGGCAACACAAGAACUACCAAGAUCAGUUAUUUGCAAUGUUCAUGGCGUUAAUCCCAAGUUCCUUGAUAUUGGGAUGAAAAAGAAAGAACAACAGAAACAUGAAAGUCAUGCUUUUACUAAAGGCGCAUACUAUAUUGGGAAAAUGGUAUGGAGCAAAGGCUACAAGGAGCUUCUUCAACUUCUCCGUGAUCACCAAAAAGAACUUGGUGGACUUGAGGUUGAUUUGUUUGGUACUGGUGAGGAUUCUGCUCAGAUACAAGAAGCUGCCUCCGAGUUAAAUUUAAACAUCAGGGUGUAUCCUGGACGUGAUCAUGCAGACCCUUUGUUUCACGAUUACAAGGUGUUUCUGAAUCCAAGCACCACAGAUGUGGUUUGUACAACAAGCGCAGAAGCUUUAGCCAUGGGCAAAAUAGUCAUUUGUGCAGAUCAUGUAUCAAACAAAUUCUUUAAGCAAUUUGCCAAUUGCCGAACAUUUAAUGAUGGAGAGAGUUUUGUUGAAGUUACACGCCAGUCAUUGACUGAACAACCUGCUCCACUAACUGAUUCAGAAAUGCAUGAGCUUUCAUGGGAUGCUGCUACUUCCCGAUUUCUAAAAGCUGCAGAGCUUAACAAAGCACCCGAGAAGAAAUUAACAAAACCACAUUCUAAAAGCUUUAUGUCAUCAUCAUUAAGUUUUCACAGGAAUCUCGAGGAUGCAUCCGCGUUUAUGCAUUUCGUUGGAACUGGGCUUGUGAGUCCAGUACCUAAUGAACAACAAAUUCAAGAGCUUGGUUUGAAGAAGCCGACUAAAAAACAUGGAGUUUCCCCUCGAAAAGAUUCAUAUUUAGGUCUGUUCUAAAAACAUGGGCAAAAUAGUUAUUUUGCUGGAAUCAGGUUUGUUUUCUGUUUCUGAAUUCAUAUUUGGGGUUCACACAUAGCAUUAUUUAAUUUUUGGUGAUGUUGUAUCUUAUAAUUCUUUGUGAAGCAUGAUAAAUUGUAACUUUUUUGUUCUUUCAAUGCUAUAGAUUAGUAGUGUCAGUCUUUGUUUAUCUUGAUUGUAGUUUGGAACCCUAACGGGAUUAUGUUAUUCAAGUUUUUAGAUGAUUCUGGUGUAUAUAUAAAUUAUAUACUUGUUAUACUA
This is a messenger RNA of Erigeron canadensis, 1882 nucleotides long. Its product is annotated as digalactosyldiacylglycerol synthase 2, chloroplastic. The transcript is spliced from 5 exons. Bases 197 to 1600 code for a protein of 467 amino acids. Gene Ontology annotation, biological process: galactolipid biosynthetic process. The record is from RefSeq and is a predicted model, not a curated record. Lineage: Eukaryota; Viridiplantae; Streptophyta; Magnoliopsida; Asterales; Asteraceae. Gene Ontology annotation, cellular component: chloroplast outer membrane. Gene Ontology annotation, molecular function: digalactosyldiacylglycerol synthase activity.